Molecule: messenger RNA, 1280 nt
Organism: Triticum aestivum (bread wheat)
Lineage: Eukaryota; Viridiplantae; Streptophyta; Magnoliopsida; Poales; Poaceae
Product: MADS-box transcription factor 27-like
Exons: 10
Coding region: 72-1280 (402 amino acids)
Biological process (GO): positive regulation of transcription by RNA polymerase II
Cellular component (GO): nucleus
Molecular function (GO): DNA-binding transcription factor activity; RNA polymerase II transcription regulatory region sequence-specific DNA binding; protein dimerization activity
Source: RefSeq, a predicted model, not a curated record
GAUAAAAUCUCCGGUUAGCCGGCCGGCGUGCUUGCUAUCUGCUCAAGCUCGUGGAUCACUGGUGGUACGUGAUGGUCCGGGGAAAGGCGGUCAUCGAGAGGAUCGAAAACACGACGAGCCGGCAGGUGACCUUCUCCAAGAGGAAGAGCGGGCUGUUCAAGAAAGCCAGGGAGCUGGGCGUCCUCUGCGAUGCGCAGGUAGCCGUCCUCCUCUUCUCCAACACCGGACGCCUCUACGACUACUCCAACUCCAACUCCGGGAUGAAAUCCAUAAUUGAAAGAUACCAACAUGUUAAGGAGGGCCAACAAUUCAUGAGUGCAAGCGCUGAGGCUAAGUUCUGGCAAGCAGAGGGAGUGCGUCUGAGGCAACAACUACAUAACUUGCAAGAGAAUCAUAGACAGUUGCUGGGACAACAUCUAUCCGGCUUAGGUUUGGAAGACUUGAGGGGUUUAGAGAACCAGCUGGAAACAAGCAUACAUAACAUUCGGCUAACAAAGGACCAACUUAUGAUUGAUGAAACUGAAGAGCUAAAGAAGAAGGCAAGCCUCGUGCACCAGGAAAAUAUUGAGCUACACAAGAAACUAAACAUCAUUCGUCAAGAGAACAUAGAUUUGCAAAACAAGUUAAAUGGCCAGGCCGAAGUAAACGGGACAAUUACAAGUUCAUCUAGUGAGUACUACAUUGCUGCUCGAGAGGAUCCAGUUCGUCUGGAACUCAGCUAUCCAGACCAUGCAGAAAGGGAUGAGCAACCAGAAUCACCAACGCUGGGAGAUGUGUCAGCUUUGGAAGCAAUAAAACCAAGAUACUUCAGCUGUGAGCUCAACCUGGAGUACCGUGCUCUAGGGAGUAUUGGCGCAGAAGAUCCACUUGCUGCUGCUAAAUCUGCUGGUGCAGGAGAUCCAUCUGACGUGUGCGUAGAAGAUCCAGUAGAUCUCGGUGUGACCCCCCUGCCACUGGACGCCCGGGAAGCUGCAGGACUCGCGGGCGCAGAGGAUCCGCCAGCAUGCAUGUGCGCGGGGCGCGAGGAGGAAACAACCGCGCGGCUGGUCCCGCUGUCAGGGGACGCGUCGGUGCGGGGUUGGCCCGCCCAGGAAUCUAGGCCACCUGGGACGCGAUCCAAAAAGGAUGUGCGCGCCCGAUCCGAGGCCUGCCAGCGGGCAGGAGUACCAGACGCCGCCAAAUCAUCACCGGGAUCAGCGCCAGGAACCUGCACAGGCAUAAGAGUAGAGGAACUGGCAGGAUUAUCAUCAUAUUGGUCAGUACAAUUGUCUCCCCCGUGA